Messenger RNA from Postia placenta MAD-698-R-SB12, 3069 nucleotides. RefSeq lists its product as hypothetical. The transcript is spliced from 7 exons. Lineage: Eukaryota; Fungi; Basidiomycota; Agaricomycetes; Polyporales; Adustoporiaceae. The record is from RefSeq and is a predicted model, not a curated record. Bases 1 to 3069 code for a protein of 1022 amino acids.
AUGGAGGGUGAGCCAUCCUCUGAUGCCUCCAGUGCCAACACACCUGCUAACCGGGGCGAAACACCGGUCCGCACCAAGGCUGUCCAAAGCGCGUCUUACAUGGAAGGCAACCUCGAUGCAGCUCGCGGAGCUGUGAUGCAAGAUCUUGGAACGACCAUACCGGAGGUCUCGACCAGAUUCUUCCAGACGCACCUCCUUCCUCCGCUUCCCGCAGAUAUUAACGUCAAACAAGUAGUCAACAAACUCCGCAAAGGCAAAGGCAAAGGCAUCAAAGGGAACCGUUGUGCAAAAUUUCCGAAGGAUCCCAAAAAUUCUACCGAGUGCGAGGAUGGCUGCUUUAAAUCUCUCGAAGAUGUGGCAACAGCUAUCGAGGCGGUUACAAGUGCAAUGACAGGCAAGAAACAGCUGCUCAAAUUUGUUCAGAACCCAGGCGACGCGCCCGAAUCCAGUAUGAGGACGUCGAAAAGUCGCCCGGAUGGAUGUUUCAUGCUCAAGUCACAGCAUAAGCGUAGCUUGCGAUGGAUGGAUAUCGCGCUUUCCGCUGAAUACAAGAAGGUGGAGACCCUUGCAACUAAGGAUGAUCUGUGGCAGGAUGUUCGAAAGGUUAUCUGGAGCAUGCAUCAUUGCAUGCGGGAGGAUGCGAGACGCCGGUUCACUUACGGGCUCACAGUUGAAAAUAGGACGAUGCGGAUGUGGUUCGGCAGCCGCACAGAGCUGCUUGAGCACCAUAAGGUCGUUCAUUUCUUCGUCGCGAUGAUGUAUGCGGCUGAACAUGAAGCGGGAUGGGAUCCCACGAUUCAAUAUGUCUGGAAAAACGACAAAAAGAACGACGAGCUUGUGUUGGACGAAGAAGACAACCCCCGCCUCGACAUCGAUGUCCAAGAUGGGAAUGGAAAGGUCGUACGAUAUCGGACGACUAAAUGGUUAUCAGACGAUGGCGCAAAUGGUCUGCGAGGCAGGGGUACGCGCGUCUGGGAGGUGUGUAUACUCGACAAGGGCGGGGAAGGUGUCGAUCGCUUUGCUCUCAAAGAUCAGUGGAUCGAUCACGACCGACUACGAGAAGGCAUGAUUAUACACCAGCUUCGGAAUGCAACAACAUCUGAUGCGACACCUGAUGCGACAAAGCGCAUUAUCGAACAAUCGCUACUCACUGUGGAGCAUCACGGAGAUGUCUACGUGGAAGGCAUGCUCGAUCAUACCCGCAAUCUCAUGACACGCAACGGCCGGCCGCACCCCUAUACCCGCUUCAAACUUCAGGAGCUUCCGGAGAACGGAGUCAAAGAGACCACUACAACCAAUCCGAAACAACGAACACCGGCAGGCGUGGGCUACCACCAGUCCCCAGAGGAACUGACGACACCGUCCGUACAGAAGAUCGAGACGUACCAUCCAAAGGUUCAUUACCGUAUCGUGUUCAAGGAGGUAUGCAAGCCGAUUCAUGAAUACACCUCGCUUAAGGAAGUCUUUGCCAUUCUCGUGCAUGCUGCACUUGCACUGAUGGCCUUGCAUGAUCUUGGAUGGGUACAUCGCGACACCAGCAUAGGCAACCUCCUCGGCUUCAUUCUGAAUGGAGUGCUGUAUUGCAAGCUCUCAGAUCUCGAAUAUGCAAAGCCGAUGGAUGACUGUUUGGGACACGAAAUCCGGACUUUUGCAUUGCUUAUCGCCGUCUCCUGUGAACAGGGAACUAGAUCGUUCAUGUCAGUCGAAGUCUAUGAUCUGAAGUACAGAUUUACCUCGUCAAAAUCACUGAAAGCAAAGGCGGAAGAAGCCGAGCCUCCAAUGACACAUGCUGACUGUCAAGUCGCGUGGGACCUGGUUAAUGCAUCACAACAUGGUAAUCCUGAGACCACUGGUAAGCUCAAGACGACCUCCAGUAAGAGUACUACCAUCAGGCCAUUCCGGUACAACGCCCUUCAUGACAUUGAAUCCCUUUGGUGGGUGGCGAUAUACUUCAUCUUCAACAGGUCGGUGGUCAAAGUUGAUGGCGAACCCCCAUCCAUGGAUGCGUUGCAGCGGGGAAGCUACGAAGUUCAGAAAUGGUACGCUGACUUGCUGACCACGUCACCGCACGAGAGACUAGCUGUUCUUAAAGACGACCUUGCCCUGGAGACGGAAAUUAUCCACUUACAUGUCGCCAUGCGGGGGAUUGCCAACGAGCUCAACAAGACCAGGGCAAAACUAGUCGAGUGUUAUUACAAGGCUGAGGAGGAUCUAGACGCAAUCCGUCACACAAUCGGCCACAACCUCCUCUGUAAUAUCUUCAUAAAGAGCUUCAUAACAAUUCGCGAUAACCUCCGUCUAAAGGACAUUGAAAUCGACAUCCUGCGCAAGGACCCACGACAAGAGGUCGAGAAUCCAUGUGAGAUCCCGACUGCCGAGGGUUGGGACGUUGCUACCAAUAACAAUAAUGGUACCAACACGGGACGAAAUUCAGAUGCAACUGACCGGGGGUCCGACUUCGAGGGCCAAGCUCGAGAGGUGGGCGUCGGAGACAUCGCCGAAGAGGCAACUGCCAAGGAUGGUGCGCAAAACGUAGUUGUCGAAGACCCCGACGCUGGACGAUCCGUGGACAAGACUACCGGUCCAUCCGUCCCUCAAAUCUCGACAGAGCCCCUUGUCGAAGGACGCUCUACUCGUCCGCAGCGUAAGCGUGCUCCUCCCGUCCGAUAUACGGGGACAGAGUACAAUUUGAAGAAGGGCAUGACGAGCAAGACCGCAUCAUCGUCAUCAGCUCCGGCUGCAGCAUCAAAGACUGCGACCGGCCAAUCGACCUCAGGGACUACGUCUAGCACUAAGAAUAAGGCAAAGUCAAAGGCAAAGUCGAAGGCAAAGUUAAAGACGAAAGGCAUCCAAGCAAAAGAUGAGUCCGUUCCCCAAGCCGUGAUUGAUAAAUUCUACAGUACAGGAGCCGCCCCAUCUUUUCACCGCGAAUUCGAUAACUCGAGGCCGCCUUCUCUCUGGUGCUUCUGCUGCAGCAACGCGCCCUUGGGCUUGAUGCUCGUGAUCACGUCCGCCAUCCUGUAUAUCGGCUGUAAGAUCGGCCGUGGUUCGUUCGGCCGUGCGAGCUAG